UACAUUUCCCGCAGGAAAAGCUGGAAAAGGCACUCCUGAGCACCUUUUAACGCUUGCGUCAGUUUCCAUCAGCUGUUUGAUGUAUAAUCAGGCAAUUGGGGUCUGACGUGUCGCGAUCCGCGGGGGUGAUAUUUGCUUUCGGAUCGCGCUGGAGUGUGUUUGGGCUGUUCAGUUCUGUGAUGUGUUUGCAAAUUGGGUUCCCGGUUGCGGAAAGACAAAACUCGGGAUCGAAUUGGGAUGCGGCUGGCGACGAGGACUUUUAUUGUUUUCGUCGUGUUGAAAUCCAGUCUUCCGCCAAUUUCGACCAAAUUUGCGCAGGAAGAACUUUCGUUUGAUUCCUGCACGCCUCCGCAAUUGGCGCUAAAUGGAUCGGAAACGGAAGUAGGCGAGAACCGGAUCCGAAAGGACUACACGCACGUUCGAGAGGUAAAAUUCUCCGGAUCCAUAGGUCCUUUGGGCGAACAAAGACUUUGCAAAAUUAAAUGUAUCGCCGGCCAAUGGGUCGGACCUCUUUGCAUCGACCAGCAGGAUAAUGGUCGUUUUCAACCAUUGUUCAGGAACUGCAAACUUGAAUAUAUAAACCCCCAUCUCAUUGUCAAUUUUCGAAAUGUGACACUUCAUUCUCCUGGAUGGACCUUUCCCCAUGGAGCAAAACUGCACACCAGAUGUACGGAGUUAGGUCUAUACAAACUCCUGGGCACUGCCACUCCCCAAUGCCAAAACGGAGCCUGGUCGUCAAGACUGCCAUCUUGUGUACCCACCACGCUUUUGACGAAUUUCACAGAGGACUCGCCACCAACUAUACUCAUCAAAAUACCCUCCGGUUCAGCAUCUGUCGAACCAGGAGGAGAACUUGCGGUUUACCCAGGAACAACUCUUCAUUUCGAAUGUUUAUUCUCUAGAAGAAUCGGUUCUCCUGAUUGGACGUGGACUUCUCCGUUGGGUCAAUAUCUCACAGGAUGGGCAAUUGCUGCCGAAGAACGAGAUACAAAAUACAGACUGUCAAUUUAUUACGCCAAAUCCCAGGAUUCUGGUACAUUCACGUGUGCAACGCCAAGAGGAAUCACCAACAGCAUCACUCUCCAUGUUGCAGCAAUCUAUUGUGAGCCUGUGUCUGUCUCUGGAAUGCAUAUCAGUGUUAGCGUUGGUGGAACUCGUUUGGGAAACACAGCUAAAUUUCAAUGUCCGGUGGGCUUCAAAAUUUCCGGCGAGCCUACCCUGACUUGCCAGGCGUCUGGUAAAUGGUCUGCGCCCGUCCCAAAAUGCGAGUUGGUCAAAUGUCCUCCACUGGACUCCGCCGAAGGCCUAGAAGAACCCCAUUUACAGCUAGAAGAGCACAAUAAUAGCUACGGAGGAAGAUCGAUCUUCAGCUGUGCGUGGGGCUACAAGUUGUUGGGGCCCCCCGGAAUUGAAUGCGAGCUCUCCGGUAAUUGGUCGGGUCCACUGCCGAAGUGUGUUCCAAUCCAAUGUCAACCACCAGUGUUACCUUUGAACGGACAUUUGAUUCAGUCAGAAGCCCCAGGUAUGGACGGAGGUAGAUACGCUGUUGGAAGCCUAGUGCAGUUCGCUUGUACAGGGGCUCAUCAUCUGGAAGGGGAAGCUAGCAUAAUAUGCACCGAAACUGGAUUUUGGUCUCAUCCUCCGCCGUUUUGUAAACCAAGAUGUUCCUAUAUCGGAGAACCUGAAAAUGGUUUAAUUUCUCCGACAAAAUUCGCCUACGACCCAGGAGACGAACUGAAAAUAAUCUGCAAUCCUGGAUUUGAAACAACUGUCGAGUCCAACUUGAAGUGUUUACCGGACGGAAAAUGGUCGUCGGGCUUACCUGCUUGCACCAACAUAACUUAUAUAUAAAUAGAUUAUCACUCUCAGUUUUGCCAAAGCAGAGCCAAAGCAACAUCAACUACCGAAAAUACCAGAUGAUACAUAUAAACAACUGAAGAGUUCAGUGUAACACCGUAUUCAUUAAUUUGUCAACAAAAUUAAUAAUCAGUGGAAAACAUUAAAUUUCUAUAUUCAAGUAACACUUUAGUGUGGAGUUUUUACUGAACGGUUUACAAAUCUGUAACACGUGUUUCGUUAUAUAAUAGCUCCCAUUCAUACUAUUUCUAUGCUCAACUUUCUUCAGAUGGUUUAUGUUUCGGAAAAUUGUUACGACGUGAAGUUCAAAACGGAAACUGAAUUUUUACAUCUUACAUAUAGACAUCUACACAUUUCAUCCUUUUGACGUCUGUCAAAGGAAAUAUGUAUGUUUUUAACUAAGAUUUUUAUGAACGAGUUUAUUGGAUUUUGAAAAUGAAAAAUAGUUAUUUUUCGAAAUGUCAACCAUCUGAAGAAAGCUAAGUAUAGAAAUUUCAUUUUUCUAUUGAUUAUUCAAUAUGUAGGCAAAUAAAUACGGCAAGUUACUGAAUAAUUGGAAUCCAGUGGUUUAUAUUACGCAAUAACAUUUUCGCGGUGAACUUUUCAGUUUGCCCUUUUUUAUUACACUUCAGCAAAUUUUCUAGAUUUGAUCAGCCAAAUAAUAAUAAAAAACAUUGAUUCCUCAACAAAAAAUAUUUAUAAAAGAAUAAUAACUGUUUCAAUGCGUAGCACCCUACUUGUUUUCAUCCCCUUUUCGUUGUUUUUCUGGAAAACAAAAUUUUACUUUCAGAUGUUUCAUCCAACAUAAAAUUAAUUGUUACAGAAAACGUCAGUGGCGUACAUUUUAUGGUUAAUACCUAGUCAAUCAGUGAAAAUAGCCAAACUUCAUCAAGAUCAGAUGAGGGACAUUUAAAAUAGUAAUACAGAAAGGGGUUUUUUUAGAAAAGUACCGCAUCUUGGAAACAAUUUAUUUCCCAAGCUACGUUCAUAUGAAUGUUUUUCAAAAAAUCAGCUCCUGAACACGCCCUCACGUUUUAACCGCAAUUAGGAAACACAUUGUGUUUAUAUUAUACUAUAGAUAUAGAUGAAGAAAAUGUUCAUUUUGGAAAAAUGACAUUUGUCAAAUCAGUAAUUUUAUGACUAGAAAUUUAUCAUGAGAAAA
Leptinotarsa decemlineata (Colorado potato beetle) is the source of this 3019-nucleotide messenger RNA. RefSeq names its product locomotion-related protein hikaru genki (gene hig). NCBI's taxonomy places the organism in Eukaryota, Metazoa, Arthropoda, Insecta, Coleoptera, Chrysomelidae. The record is from RefSeq and is a predicted model, not a curated record.